Molecule: messenger RNA, 1735 nt
Organism: Diospyros lotus (date-plum)
Lineage: Eukaryota; Viridiplantae; Streptophyta; Magnoliopsida; Ericales; Ebenaceae
Product: DNA repair protein recA homolog 2, mitochondrial
Exons: 7
Coding region: 122-1285 (387 amino acids)
Biological process (GO): DNA repair
Molecular function (GO): single-stranded DNA binding; ATP-dependent DNA damage sensor activity; ATP binding
Source: RefSeq, a predicted model, not a curated record
CCCAUUAGUACUUCUAUGCAUCGCGAGAGAGAGAGAGAGCAAAGAGCUUUGCAGAACACAGCGAUGUCGCACUCGAGUUGGAAAGCACAGGGAAGGGCGUGAAAGUGAGAACAGGGCAAGAAUGAUGGCUAGGCGAUCUCUGUUUCUUGAAUUCCUUCCCUUCAAUGCCUCGAGAACACCGCGCCGUACCUGUGUUGGGACUCUCGCUACUGGAUCCCGCCGUUUUCUCUCUUCGGCUAAAGUUUUAGAAUUUGAAGGUGAUGAGCUUCCUGAUGAUGCUAGAGCAACUGAAAAAGAUACUGCAUUACGCUUAGCUCUCUCGAGGCUUUCGGGUGAUUUUGGCAAAGAGUCUAUGUUGUCAUUGCAGCGCUUCUUUGGUUCAAGAUGUUUGCCUGUGAUAUCUACAGGUUCAUUGAAGCUUGAUGUAGCUCUUGGGAUUGGAGGAUUACCAAAGGGAAGAAUAGUUGAAAUUUUUGGGCAAGAAGCAUCAGGCAAGACGACACUUGCUUUCCACAUCAUCAAGGAAGCUCAAAAGCUUGGAGGAUACUGUGCAUUCCUUGAUGUGGAGAAUGCAAUGGACCCUUCCCUGCUCGAAUCAAUUGGUGUAAACCCAGAAAACCUUCUCAUUUCUCAGCCAGAUUCUGCUGAAAACGUGUUAUGCAUGGUUGAUACACUAACCAAAAGUAGAUCAGUUGAUGUAAUUGUGGUUGAUAGUGUAGCUGCUCUUGUUCCCCAGCGUGAACUUGAUGUUCCCAUGCUCAGCACUGGCAAGGACUUACAAUCACAAAUAAUGACUCAGGCCCUUCGGAAAAUCCAUUACUCGUUAUGCAACUCUCAGACUCUAAUCAUAUUUAUUAAUCAGGUGAGAUCAAAUUUGGGGUCGAUGAAGGGCUCAGGGCAUGCAGAUCUGGUAACUUGUGGUGGAAAUGGUUUGCGAUUCUAUUCAGCUAUUAGGAUGAGAAUUCGAAAAACAGGGUUUCUCAAGACUGAGGAUAAGGUUACUGGUGUUGGGAUUUCUGUGCAAGUAGUCAAAAAUAAAUUGGCUCCUCCGAUGGGAAAGGCUGAACUAGGUAUUCAGUUUGGGAGAGGCAUUUGCUAUGAGUCUGAGGUCUUGGAUUUGGCUUGCGAACAUGGAAUCAUUCUGAAAGAAGGAAGACAUUUCUUCAUAGAAGAUCAAGUUCUAACAAGCAAGCAGGAGGCCGAAUGCUAUCUGGCUGAAAAUGGCAGGGUUCUGGAUCAGAUGGUGACUUCUUUAAGAAGAAAGCUAUUUCAAGGGGAACCCUAGUUAGGAAUCAUACUCAUGAUUGCUCGUUUUCAGAGCUCCUGGAUCUGGUUCUUCCUGCAACAAGUCCUGGCAAUUCUCGAUCAGUGCUGGUAGCUUCUGUUGUUGUAGACAAUUCAUUUUUUGAGGGUUGCUUUGCUGCGACCCUUUAGGGACACCCCAUAAAAUUGGAACCAUACUAGGUUGGCCAUCUGCUCCAUCUCAAAAUGGUAUGGUUUGGUGUGUUGGGAAGAUCCAUCUCUUCUUGGGUCAGUGUUUCUCUAGUUACUGUCCAACAAUUCGUUCCCAAGUUAGGCUGAUUUAUGGGGGAGUCUUCUGCCAUUGUUUCAGCCAGAAGAGCAGAUCUGUUCUAUUGAUAGAGCUACUUUAUCAUUGUAAAAGUACUCUCUACUAUGUGCUAGUCACUUAGAAAUAGUUCACUGUGAAUGUUACAAGUACAUAUUAUUUUCCUUC